AUGUCACCGCGGUUGGUGAUGAAACGUUUGCGAUCCAACUGCCAAGCUCGGCGAACAAACCAACAACCGAUCAACGCACCCGAGCUACUAUUGUCCCUUCAUAUUCUGUUUGUUUCACAAAAGGCCCUUUGUCCGGAUGCUCAAGUCAUUAUUGACGUGGCAACAAUGGUGUUACGGCGGAAAAAAACACGGGUAGUCAUGUAA
Opisthorchis viverrini is the source of this 204-nucleotide messenger RNA. RefSeq lists its product as hypothetical. NCBI's taxonomy places the organism in Eukaryota, Metazoa, Platyhelminthes, Trematoda, Opisthorchiida, Opisthorchiidae. The record is from RefSeq and is a predicted model, not a curated record. The transcript has 2 exons. The coding region runs from base 1 to 204 and encodes 67 amino acids.